GUUCUUCUUCUCCUCAUAGUAGUAGUAAGCUCUCGCAAUCGGAAGACGUCGUCAGUGUUCUCCGUCGGUGGGCGUAAGCUUCUGCAGGUAAAGACUCGUUCAUUCUGUUCUAGAAUAUGUCAGAUUCAAAGUCUCGAGACGGUGACAUGACUAAGAACUCAAAGAGAAGAAUUCUUGAUGCAGACGAAGUUGGAGGUUCCAAAAACGAAAGCUCCAGGCUAGAGAACCUAGAGAAGAAGGACAAGAAACAAACAUCGAGGAAGCUUGAUCUUGAUGCAGACGAAGAUGGAGGCUCCAAAAACGAAAGCUCCAGACUAGAUAACCUAAAGAAGAAGGACGAGAAACAAACAUCGAGGAAGCUUGAUCUUUAUACUGACUUUGAGCCAACAGAGGAAGAGAAUGAUGCAUUGCCCUUAGAUUGUUCCAUUUGCAAAAACCCAUUCUUUGAUCCUGUUGUCACCAAUUGCCAACAUUACUUCUGCGAGAAGUGUGCUCUUAUGCAUCACACUGAGAACAUUAAUUGUUUUGUGUGUAACGAGCCAACACUUGGGGUUUUCAGCAUAGCCGUGGAGGUCGAGGAACGAAUAGAGGAAGAGCGUGAGAAAGCCAGAGCUAUGGUGAAGGAGGUGUCAGAGAUGUUGAGGAAGGCAUCGGUGAUGAAUGAUGACGCCAAGGGCGCAGCGGAAAGAGCGGUUAAAAUGGUGGCAGAGAUUGAAACAAUGGUGAAAAAAAUGGCGGCUAUGGCGAUCAAGGCUGAAGAAACGGCGACUAUGGCGGCUGAGAUGGUGCAAGAAGCAGAGUACACGAUGGAGACGGCUAAAGCAAAUAUGGCCAAGGCGUUUGCGGUGAUGAGGACAGUGUCGUGGGACGUGUAAAAUUG
Camelina sativa (false flax) is the source of this 880-nucleotide messenger RNA. RefSeq lists its product as uncharacterized. Gene Ontology annotation, cellular component: U2-type spliceosomal complex. The record is from RefSeq and is a predicted model, not a curated record. Gene Ontology annotation, biological process: snoRNA splicing. Lineage: Eukaryota; Viridiplantae; Streptophyta; Magnoliopsida; Brassicales; Brassicaceae.